This is a messenger RNA of Acipenser ruthenus (sterlet), 1047 nucleotides long. RefSeq names its product protein NipSnap homolog 2-like. The record is from RefSeq and is a predicted model, not a curated record. Gene Ontology annotation, cellular component: mitochondrion. NCBI's taxonomy places the organism in Eukaryota, Metazoa, Chordata, Actinopteri, Acipenseriformes, Acipenseridae. The transcript has 10 exons. The coding region runs from base 64 to 924 and encodes 286 amino acids.
UUGAAUUCCACAUCUCUUUCGUUUUUCGAAUCACGAACAGCACAGCUCCGCCGCCAAAGGAAGAUGGCGAACCGAGUCCUUCACAGCCUCGGCAGUGGCCUAAAUCAGGCCAGAACCAGGGUCCGAACACAAGGACUGGCUGUUUUCUCAAGCAGGGGGCUGGCAGCAUCCAACCACAGACAUGGUGAGGACAGCUGGUUCAAGUCCCUGUUUGUGAGGAAGGUCGAUCCAAGAAAGGACGCUCAUUCUAAUCUUAUAGCCAAGAAGGAAACGAGCAACCUCUACAAAAUUCAGUUUCACAAUGUAAAACCUGAGUGCCUGGGUGCCUACAAUAAGAUUUGUGAGGAUGUCUUGCCAUCAAUCCAUGCUGAUAAGCAUUACCCCUGUGAGCUGGUGGGAACCUGGAACACGUGGUACGGAGAGCAGGACCAGGCUGUUCAUCUGUGGAGGUAUGAUGGAGGUUAUCCUGCCCUUACUGAGGUCAUGAGUAAACUUAGGCAAAAUAAGGAAUUCAUGGAAUAUCGGAACGAGAGAGGAAAGAUGCUCUUGUCCCGUAAGAACCAGCUCCUGCUGGAGUUUAGUUUCUGGAACGAGCCUGUACCCCGGAAGGGCCCCAAUAUAUAUGAACUGAGAAGCUACCAGCUCAGACCUGGGACAAUGAUUGAGUGGGGUAAUUACUGGGCUCGGGCUAUCGGAUAUCGUCAAGGAAACAGCGAAGCAGUAGGGGGCUUCUUUUCACAAAUCGGACAACUCUACAUGGUGCAUCACCUAUGGGCGUACAAAGACCUGCAGUCACGGGAGGAUACCAGGAAUGCAGCCUGGCAACAGGAGGGCUGGGAUGAGUGUGUGUAUUACACAGUUCCUCUUAUCCAACAUAUGGAAUCCAGGAUAAUGAUUCCUAUGAAGAGUUCUCCACUCCAGUAGAUGGCUCAAGAAAUCCCUGCAAGAAACCGAUGAAGUGAUGUGUGCUUUCGAUGGCAUCUGAAUUCAAACGGCCGUGAUCAUCGGGAGAUAUUUUAACAAACUAACUGUCACCCCCCCCCCCCC